CUAUAGCAAAGAGCUCAUCUACCUUAAACGCAGCAAAGACGGAUACACCACCGCUCACAAUGUUCACUUUACUUUCCCUGCUUCUACUGGCAGGAGCACACAGCGCGACGGCACGGACUCACUCUUUGAUAUAUUCCCUGACCGGAUCCUCUCAAGUCCAAAACCUUCCAAAGUUUGCGGCUAAUAGUGUGGUUGACGAAGUUCAGGUUACCCACUAUGACAGCAAAAUAAUGAAAGCAGAACCAAGACAGGACUGGAUAUUAAAAACAACGGAUUCACAGUACUGGGAGAGUCAGACUGAGAUGGCUUUGAUAGCACAGCAGAUCUACAAAAACGACAUUGACAUCUUAAAUGAACUCUUCAACCAAACUGGAGAUGUUCACAUUUUCCAGUGGAUAUUCGGGUGUGAAUGGGAUGAUGAGACUGGAGAAGUUAAAGGUUAUGAUGAGUUGGGUUAUGAUGGCAAAUACUUCAUAUCAUUGGACCUGGAGACAGAGACGUGGAUCACUCAAACACCACAGGGAGUUAUCAGCCAUCGGAAGUGGGAUCAUGAUAAAGCUCGACUCGCAUAUGAUAAGACCUACCUCCUCCAGCUGUGUCCUUCCUGGCUGAAGAAGUUCCUGGAGCAGGGGAGGAGCUCUCUGCUGAGAACAGAACUUCCCAGGAUUUCUCUCCUCCAGAAGUUUCCCUCCUCUCCAGUCAGUUGUUACGCUACAGGUUUCUACCCCGACAAAGCUGUGUUGUUCUGGAGGAAAGACGAGGAGGAGCUUCAUGAGGACGUGUACAUCGGAGAGGUCCUCCCCAACCAUGACGGGACCUUUCAGAUGAGCGCUGACCUGAAGGUUUCAUCAAUCUCCCCUGAAGACUGGAAGAGGUACGACUGUGUGUUCCAGAUCUCUGGUGUGAAGGAGGACAUCGUCACCAAACUGGACAAAGACUCAGUCGAGUCCAACAGAGAGAAGCCCACUGGCGUGACCACCAUCAUCAUCAUCAUCGUCAUCAUCACUGCAGUGGUCUCUCUCGCUGUCUUUGGAUUCAUUGUGUACAGGAGGAGGAAAACCCAAUGUACCACACCUGCUGUAAAAGAUCCAGGUGCCUCACAGCCGCUGAAAUCAGGUGAACAAGGUUCCACUUCUCCAAGUGAGACGUCCUCCUGAACACAGUUUAUGGAUAGGAAGCAGUGUCACCACAGUCUCCCCCUGAUGCUGGGAAUACAUUGAUUAUUCAUCACUCAAAUCAUAAACUGAUAUUCAGGGUCAGACAUUGAUUGAAAUACAAACAACACAACUGACAAAAAUGAAAAAUAAAUGGUGGCGUUGAUUAAAUAUUACGUUUUA
Molecule: messenger RNA, 1337 nt
Organism: Limanda limanda (common dab)
Lineage: Eukaryota; Metazoa; Chordata; Actinopteri; Pleuronectiformes; Pleuronectidae
Product: major histocompatibility complex class I-related gene protein-like
Exons: 8
Coding region: 60-1157 (365 amino acids)
Biological process (GO): immune response
Cellular component (GO): external side of plasma membrane
Source: RefSeq, a predicted model, not a curated record